AUGUCUCAAGCGUUUGAAUCUAUCUUUCCUCCAUCCGUCCUUGAUUACGAACUACAACUUGCCGGUGGACUCAAAGGAUUCACAAGAUGGACAUGUUAUGGAGCUAUAAUCUGUGCUAUCACACAUUUCACUUGGCCAGGAUUCCGACGACAAACAUUAGGUUUAAAAGCUUUUCUCACUUCAUCAGCCGGGAUAUUCGGUCUUGUCAUAGGUGCAGAUGAGAAUUUACUCAAAUAUGAAUCCGGUAUCAGAGCGGCUGAAAAUGAAAUACGAAGAAAAGCUCGGAACGCCUUAGCUUUGGAAGGGAAAAUAGCUACAGAAGGAGAAAUAAGACGGUGGAGGGAUGAACAAGAACGUAAUAGUCCACCACCAUUAGUAGAGACUGAUAGUCCGUAA
Molecule: messenger RNA, 396 nt
Organism: Tremella mesenterica DSM 1558
Lineage: Eukaryota; Fungi; Basidiomycota; Tremellomycetes; Tremellales; Tremellaceae
Exons: 6
Coding region: 1-396 (131 amino acids)
Source: RefSeq, a predicted model, not a curated record